Messenger RNA from Cannabis sativa, 4382 nucleotides. Its product is annotated as putative disease resistance protein RGA3. Gene Ontology annotation, molecular function: ADP binding. The transcript has 4 exons. The record is from RefSeq and is a predicted model, not a curated record. Gene Ontology annotation, biological process: defense response to other organism. Bases 326 to 3520 code for a protein of 1064 amino acids. Lineage: Eukaryota; Viridiplantae; Streptophyta; Magnoliopsida; Rosales; Cannabaceae.
UUCACUAAAGAAAAGAAUAUAGAUUUAAUUUUACUAAAGAAAAAGAAAAUAGAUUCAUUCAGAAAAAAAGAAAGAAAGAAAAAAAGAAUCAUGCUUUUCUUCUUUUACAACGGCAAGACAAGUAUAUUUUUCUUUUGGAGUUUAUAUAUAUUUAUUUACUACACAGUAAAAUAAAGAAUGAUAUAUAUAUGUAUGUCAUCUUUGAGUUUUGUAGUUCAAAGAUUUUGGUUGUUGCAUACAAUUGAUUAAUCUGCUUGCUUCUUCAUUUGGAGUCUUCAUCAAUACGUUCAAAGAUAUUUCACUAGCAAAUUAAUAAGCACAAAGUAUGGCCAACUUAAUGGUGGGAGGAGCUCUUCUCUCUAGUUUCACCAAUGUCCUAUUUGAUAGGCUUGCUACCAAAGAGGUUAUUAACUUCUUUCGAGGAAAUGAACUCAGUCAAAAGCUACUCAAAGAGUUGAAGACUAUGUUGCUAUCGGCUAAUGUGCUGCUCAACGAUGCUGAGGAGAAACAACUUCGAGACAACAACGUAAGGAAUUGGCUUGAUGCACUUAAAGAAGUAAUGUAUGAAGCAGAUCAUGUGAUGGACAAGAUCAAUACUGAAACUCUGAGAUUCAGGGUGGAGAAAGAUGACCUCAAACGCACACUGAGUAACCUCUUCCACAAUCAAGUGAAAUCUAACAUAGAAGAUAUCCUUAAAACUCUAGAAGAUCUUUUAAAACAGUCAGAACAUCUUGGUUUGAAAAAAGUUGACCACAAAACAACUUUACAUAGACCACAUGCCCCUUUGUUAGAUGAUUAUCAAGUUUAUGGAAGAGAGGAUGAUAAACAGGCUAUUCUUAAGCUAUUGUUGUGUGAUCAUGAUGAUGUCAUCGAAAGGAUUUCGGUUAUUCCCAUAGUAGGGAUGGGUGGAAUCGGUAAAAGUACUCUUGCUCAGAAUGUGUAUUACGAUGCCAAUGUUCAAAAACACUUUGACUUGAAAGUAUGGGUAACUAUAUCUGAUGAUUUUGAUGUUCUUAAAAUAACAAAACUUAUUUUGGAGAGGAUCGUUGGAAAAAAAUGUGAAAUGAACGAGCUACAUCAAAUUCAGAAAGACUUGAAGGAUGCUUUGGCCGGGAAGAAAUUUCUUUUCGUUCACGAUAAUGUGUGGAAUGAGAAUUACGAGUUGUGGGAUCUUUUGAAAAGCUCUUUUCAAUCUGGUGUAGAAGGAAGCAAGAUUAUUGUCACCACACGUAACGAAGAUGUCGCACUGAAGAUGAAGACGAGAGAUGUUCAAACUUAUUACAAGCUUAAGAACAUGACUGAUGAUGAAUGUUGGAAGAUUUUUGCAGAGCAUGCCUUUGAUCAUGUAGACACUGAUGCUGUUGUAUUUUUGGAGUUGCAAGAAAUUGGAAGACAAAUUGUUAAGAAGUGUAAGGGCCUUCCCUUAGCUGUUAAAUCAAUGGCUGGACUUCUACGAUCUAUGUCAACUCCUGACGAGUGGAGACAUGUACUGCAUAGUGAUGUGUGGGAGUUGCCUAAUUCUCACAACAUCGAAAUUAUUCCAUCUUUAUGGUUGAGUUAUCGAUUUUUGCCUCCUUAUUUAAAACCAUGCUUUUCCUAUCUUUCAAUAUUUCCCAAAGACUACAAUUUUGGUGAUGAUGAUAGAGAAAAACUAAUCUUAAUAUGGAUGGCAGAAGGUCUUUUGCAACCUCAAAAAGGAAAAAGAAUUGAAGAUGUUGGAGAAGACUAUUUGAAUGCUUUAAUAGCAAGAUCAUUUUUUCAAAGAAACACAAGGGAUCUUUCUCUUUCAAUGCACGAUCUGAUGCAUGAUCUAGCUAUGUAUGUGUCAAGUCAAUGUUGUUUCAUUUAUGAUAGUUGUAAGGUCUUGCACAAGCCUAGUAGCAAGACUCGCCAUCUAUCAUACAUGAAAGACUUGGAAAAUACAACAGAAUUUGACGAUGAAAACGACUUUUAUUCAAACUUGCGUAGCUAUUUGGCUUUACCAUUGUCAAAGAUAUUCUCUCCAACAAAGACAAGAUUAACAGAUGAAAUCAUGUUGUUGAAGGAUGGAGGAUGCUUAAGGGCACUUUCUUUGUCAGAAUCUCAUACUACAGAGUUGCCCGAUAAGAUUGGAAAUUUGAAACAUCUCAGGUAUUUGGAUGUAAGCGACACACCAAUCAAAGAAUUGCCUGCUUCAAUUUGUGUGUUAUACAAUUUGGAAACGCUGUUGUUGAACAUGUGCCACAAACUUACACAAUUACCUACCAACAUUUCAAAGUUAAUCAAUUUGCGCCAUUUAAUGAUGAGAGGCGCUUCUUUAAAAGAGAUGCCGCCAAGAAUUUGUGAUAUGAUAAAUCUUCAGACGUUGAGUGAUUUUGUUUUGAGUGAAAAUGACGGAUCUAGGAUCAAAGAGCUGGGUAAGUUGGAGAAUUUACGUGGAAGCUUGCAGAUUUCAGGCCUUGUACAUGUUAAGGAAGCGAGUGAUGUUUUGGAAGGAAACUUGAAGAACAAAAAGAAUUUGACUGAGCUUAUUUUAAGAUGGAAUGGUGAAGCAGAUGAUUCGGUAAAGGAAAGAGAAGUACUUAUCGCACUCCAACCACAUGAAAAUUUGAAAAAACUCAAAAUCGAAGGUUAUAGAAGCACAAACUUACCAGAUUGGGUAACACAUCCAUCCUACUCUAAUUUGGAAGAAGUUGAUCUAGACUGUAAAAAUUGUUGCUUGUCAUUGUUAUCAUUUCAGCAACUAGUUUCGCUAAGAUAUCUUCAUAUCUUUUGUAUGGAAUUUCGUGGGGUUUAUCUAAAUAAGCCAUUUUCAUUCUUGACAAGCUUGGAGCUUCUUGGAAUAACUACGUUGGAUUGGUCGGUUGCCAAUACAGAUGAUCAAAUGUGUGUGAUUUUCCCUGCUUUGAAGGAAUUUCAUUUAAUAAAGUGUGGGAAGAUAAAUGUGGCACUACCUGAGGGUAAUUUUCCUUCUUUGGAAGAGAUUGAGAUUGACGGUUGUUAUGAAUUGGUGACUAUUUUUCCAUCAAGUAGUACUCAAAUGGACAUUGCAUAUCCCUCCCUUGAAGUAUUGGAAAUAUCUUUUUGUCCAAGGUUGGAGUCAUUUUCAGAAAUGGAAUUAUUGCCCUUUACUUUAAAACGUCUACGUAUCUCAAGUUGCAAUAUGCUUAUGGAGAAUCGCGUGAAAUGGAAUCUACAAAGACUCCCAUUGUUGAUUGAGUUAUCACUUUGUGGAUAUGAAGGAGAGGUGGAUUCAUUUCCAGAAGAAUGGUUGCUCCCACCGACUUUAACUCAUUUGGUAAUCAGUGAUUUUGAUAAGCUUACAGCUCUAAACAGCAAGGGUUUUCACCAUCUCACCUCACUUCAACGAUUGCAUCUUUAUUACUUGAGCAAGCUCGAGUGCUUACCAGAAGGAGGACUGCCCCAAACUCUUACUACUUUGAGGAUAGAACAUUGUCCUCUGUUAAGCCACAAGUGCAAGGAAAGAAUAGGGGAAGAUUGGCCCAAGAUUCAAUACAUACCUAUCAUAUAUAUACAUUAGUAACAAAGUCUCUUUUACUCAACAGAUCAAUGAGCUACAAUAAAUGAGGAGCUUCUUCAACUUCUAUCUCUUGAUGCUGCUGAUCUUGCCUUCUUGAAGUUUUUAGAGGGUUGUCCUGCUUUCUUGAAGUUUUAUGUUAGUUGGACAGUUGGAAGCAGAUUGAUUUCAUUUUUUAUUGGCAAAAUCUUCUACUCGAUGUCUGUCAUUUGUCAUAAAGAGUCUUUACAAACAUUGAUAGGCUAAUGUUCGAGUGAUCUGUUUCGUCUUGAGUUUGUGUGAAGCCUAUAUAUAGUGUGCUUAGAAUAAUAAUCUUGUUCAUGAAGUGUAAUAGUUGUGUACUAUUUGUAUUUUGUGUCUUUGGUUUGUGUGUGUUUUUCCUUUGCUUUUGGUUGUGUUGUGUGGGAUUUGUUUUUUUUUUGUUUGUGUGUGGUUUAUCUUUAUUUCAAUUAUGUUGUGUGAGAUUUGUAUUUCAUUAUUUUCCUUUUGUAUUGUUUGUUGUUACCACGGUAUUCCUCCGCCAUAAGUGAGGAUUUUCAAUAAACUCAGGAAGAGAUCAGUCAUGGACAUGUGAUCUUCUUCUCUUCCAAUAAGAAAAAAAGGUGUUUAUUAACUAAAUAAGGAAUAUCGAUAUUCGUACAAUUAAGUAUGUAGUCCCUUAUAAUUUAAUAAUUUUUUUUUUCUAAAAUAUCGCUAACUAAUAACAAGGUAUCACUUUUAGGUGGUGCUAAUACCAAUAUAACUUAGGAAUAUGGAUGACACUCCUACUGGGUUCAAGGUAUUGAUGACCAAUAUAACUUAGGAAUAUUGUUAGGACUGGGUCUCGGGUUCGGGUCGGAGAUUGGGGUUAACCCUGCUUUGUAAA